This is a messenger RNA of Phoenix dactylifera (date palm), 1778 nucleotides long. Its product is annotated as AT-hook motif nuclear-localized protein 10-like. Lineage: Eukaryota; Viridiplantae; Streptophyta; Magnoliopsida; Arecales; Arecaceae. Gene Ontology annotation, molecular function: minor groove of adenine-thymine-rich DNA binding. The record is from RefSeq and is a predicted model, not a curated record.
AAAAAAUAUGCAACAAUAAAAAAAGCCUGAUAUUAACGGAAAACAAUACCAAAUUAAGUCAUAAAUCCACGCGAAGGAGAUCGAGAUCUCGGUCUCGAUAAUUUUUUAAAUUUUUGUUCCUUCUCUACUGAGGAUAUUUAUUUCUAUUGCCCGUCGUUUUGCCCCUUUCUUCUGGGCGGGGCGGCGAGGGUUUGGUGGCCAAGAAGAGGUGGAAGAGUUAGGGUUUCCUUUUGUUCCUCGGCUCGGAGGACGAUUUAUCGUUAUAUCUAUAAAACCCUAGGGCGUCGUCCCCUUCCGGCUCAGUCGAUCGAUCUAUUUCGAGGCGUCUUUCGAAGAUGCAGGAGUGAUUCAAAGAGGGGAGGAAAGACUUGGUGGAAGUCCGACGAAAAGAAGUAUAGAAUAGGUAGUUAGGGUUUGGAAGAAUGGAUGAUAGAGAUUCUUUGAGACUGGACUCGUCCUCGCCUCCGGGGAUGAUGGUGGGUGGCAAUUGCUAUGGAGCUGGAGCACUGAAUAAUUCCAUGGUAGUUCCAAAUUCAGCAGGAAUGAUGCACGGAAUGCGGUUAUCCUUCAAUCCUAUGAGUUCUUCUAUAUCGAAGCCAAUGGAUUCACCUGGCUCUUUGUAUCAUGGUGAUGGUAUGUCUGGCAUUAGACCAAGUGGUGUACUUAACAUGGGUGAGCCGAUGAAGAAGAAGAGAGGAAGGCCAAGAAAAUAUGGACCUGAUGGUAGCAUGGCUUUGGCUUUAAUUCCUAGACCUUGUGCUUCGGGGUAUUCUAAUAGUCCAAUGUCAGAGCCGGCAAAUAAGCGGCGAGGCCGCCCUCCGGGAUCGGGAAAGAAGCAACAACUUGAUGCCUUGGGAUCUUCAGGGAUUGCUUUUACUCCACAUGUUAUCACUGUUAAAGCUGGAGAGGAUGUGGCUUCGAAAAUCAUGGCCUUCUCACAACAAGGUCCUCGAACAGUCUGUAUACUUUCAGCAAAUGGUGCCAUCUGUAAUGUCACACUUCGUCAGCCAGCAACCUCUGGUGGAACAGUGACAUAUGAGGGCCGCUUUGAGAUCAUCUCUCUCUCAGGCUCAUUUCUCCUUACAGAGGAUGGCGGCACUCGUAGCAGAACUGGUGGUUUGAGCGUGGCAUUGGCAGGAUCUGAUGGCCGUGUUCUUGGGGGUGGUGUGGCUGGAAUGUUGAUGGCAGCUACACCUGUGCAGGUUGUCAUGGGCAGUUUCAUUGCAGAAGGGAAAAAACCAAAGCCAGAGCCAUUGAAACGUGAACCCUCAUCAGCCCCACCUCAAAUGGCAGGCUUUGGGCCUGCUUUGGCAGGGAGCUCACCCUCUGAAGGGACAUCGAGUGAAUCGCCUGAUGACCCUGGCAGCCCCAUCGAUCAGAGUGGCACCUGCAACAAUUCAAGCCAGCACAUUCAGUCUGCGUAUGCAUCUGUUGGUUGGCCACAUUCUGCAAAUCAGAACAGGCAUGAUUCUGACAUGAAAAUGAUGCCCAACUAACAAACUUCAGUUUGGAAGUCUUGCUUGCUUGAAGGAGGAUAGUGUAUUUCUUAGUAGCCUUCAGAAGUUGCUUCCUUCAGAGAGAAUAUUAGGAAACAGACCUUUUCCCGUUCUCUAACUUUAUGCGGCUGAUGCUGGCAAGUUUUUAGUAGAAAUUUUCUAUUGAAAGCUGAAAUCAUGGCUUCUAAGGCCAUCUUUGUAGUUCAAAAAUAUUUGACUUGUUUUUACUUCUGCAAUAUUAAUAGAUGCAGCAUUUGGUUGUGACGAUUCUUUUUAUCUAAA